Cavia porcellus (domestic guinea pig) is the source of this 339-nucleotide messenger RNA. Its product is annotated as histone H2A type 1-C. Gene Ontology annotation, molecular function: structural constituent of chromatin; protein heterodimerization activity; DNA binding. Lineage: Eukaryota; Metazoa; Chordata; Mammalia; Rodentia; Caviidae. Gene Ontology annotation, cellular component: nucleosome; chromatin. Gene Ontology annotation, biological process: heterochromatin formation. The record is from RefSeq and is a predicted model, not a curated record.
AUGAUUCUGAUUUUUCCAGAAUUUGAAAUAUCUGGCCCAGGCAAACAGGGAGGCAAGGCGCGAGCCAAGGCUAAGUCGCGCUCGUCACGCGCGAAUCUGCAGUUCCCCGUGGGCCGCGUGCACCGCCUGCUCCGCAAGGGCAAUUACUGGGAGCGCGUGGGCGCCGGCGCCCGGGUGUACCUGGCCGCGGUGCUCCAGUACCUGACGGCAGAGAUCCUGGAGCUGCAGCUGGCCAUCCGCAAUGACGAGGAGCUCAACAAGCUGCUGGGCCGCAAGCAUAUCCAGGCCGUGCUGCUGCCCAAGAAGACCGAGAACCUGCACAAGGCCAAGGGCAAGUGA